This is a messenger RNA of Nelumbo nucifera (sacred lotus), 1362 nucleotides long. RefSeq names its product ACT domain-containing protein ACR12-like. Gene Ontology annotation, cellular component: chloroplast stroma; chloroplast thylakoid membrane. NCBI's taxonomy places the organism in Eukaryota, Viridiplantae, Streptophyta, Magnoliopsida, Proteales, Nelumbonaceae. The record is from RefSeq and is a predicted model, not a curated record.
UCGAACAGUGAAGCAGUGAUUAAAGCAUUUUCAUUCUUCAAUUUUCAGAGAGGAGUCACAGUCUCACAGAGCAAGUACAAAGAAGAAAAAUAAUCGUCAAUUCGUCAUGGCAAUUGCUAACGCUUACUUCUCGUCUCUAACUCUGCUUCGAUCCAGAGGUUUCGAACUUGGCUUCAAUUCUCAAAUCUGCCUCCUUGAGGCCUCUAAAGUCUCUGCUAUUCGCCGGGGAUCUGUCGAAUCUAGAAUUGGUUUCACCAGGAAGAGGAACAUUCUGCAAGCUUCUGUCAAUUCUACAAGUACAUUAGGCUCGUCCUCUUCGAAAUAUGAUCGGGAUGCUGAUACUGUUCCCAUGCCAAUAGUUUUGAUAGAUCAAGAUUCUGACUCUGAUGCAACAAUUGUACAAGUUAGCUUUGGAGAUCGCCUUGGAGCUCUUAUUGACACGAUGAAAGCCCUUAAAGAUUUGGGCUUGGAUGUGACAAAGGGAACUGUCACAACUGAGGGAACAGUCAUACAGACAAAAUUUUUCAUCACAAAAUUGGCCACUGGACGCAAGGUUGAAGAUCCUGACAUGUUAGAGAGAAUAAGGCUUACCAUCAUCAACAACCUUCUGAAGUAUCACCCUGAAUCUAGUGAAAAGCUUGCUAUGGGUGAGGCUUUUGGAAUAAAAGCACCAGAAAAGAAGCUUGAUGUUGAUAUUGCAACACAUAUACACGUUAAGGAUGAUGGACCUAACAGAAGCUUGCUUUAUUUGGAGACAGCUGAUCGUCCUGGAUUGCUACUAGAGGUCAUUAAGAUUAUGGCUGACAUUAAUGUCAAUGUGGAAUCAGCGGAGAUUGACACAGAAGGAUUGAUAGCUAAAGAUAAAUUUCAUGUGAGCUAUAGAGGAGCAGCAUUAAACAAUUCCUUGUCUCAGGUUUUGGUGAACUGUUUGCGAUACUAUCUACGAAGGCCUGAAACUGACGAUGAUAGUUACUGACACCCGGCAGAGGGAGAACGUGAUGACGAUAUCGUGAUUCACCCAAUGGUAAGCCACCUUUUGAGGUCUCCAGUGUUGUGUCGAGCCAAAGUUAAAUGUUACCCAUCCUAGUGUAGCUAAUCUUAUGUUAGCACUGUCUGUAUUCAUGAUAUAAGUUUGGAGUUUGGACAUGCAGCACAAUAAUCUCUCUGUUGUCUAUGUUAAUCUGUAUAUAGAAAUGAAACGUUGGGCCAAUAUUUCUUCUAAUGGUUGGACUAUUGUAUUAUCAGCAUUACUGGUUGGGUAGGACUUUUUUAGCAUUAAAUUUGUAAUGCCUUUAUUUCUGAAUUUGACCCCUCCUUUUACUGUGAGGGUGGAAAAUGCAAUUUAAAUCAAGGUUCAAACUA